AUGUCAUUUCAAGUUAAAACAUCACUACUAGAUAACGCAGAUGGAUCAGCUGAACUAAUACUAAAUAACACAAAGACAUUGGUGUCUAUAUCGGGUCCAAUAGAUCCAAAACCAAGACAAGAAUUACCACAACAAGCGAGUUUAGAAAUUAUCAUUAGACCAUCACAAGGAUUAUCAACAACAAGAGAAAAAUUAUUAGAAGAUAAAUUGAGAUCAUUAUUACAAUCUAUUAUAAUACGUUUUAAAUACCCAAGACAAUUAAUACAAAUUGUUAUACAAUUUUUAAUUAUUGAUGAAUCACCAUUUUUCACAUGUAAUGAAUUAAAUGCAGCCAUAAAUUGUUGCUUUUUCGCUCUUGUUGAUGCUGAUUUAGCAAUAUAUCUGAGUUUUGCAUCUAUAGUGGCUUGUUAUAAUCAAGGAAAUAUUAUUUUUGAUCCACCAGGAGAUGUUUUAGAAACUAGUGAUUCUCACCAUGUCAUAUGUUUUAAUUUCAAAGGUGAUAAUGUUGAAAAUUUAAUGCUAUUGGAAAGUGCCGGAUCUUUCACAGAACUGGAGUUGUUUGAUUUAAUAUCUAAAAGUGUAAAAUAUGUUGAAGGAAUACAUCAAGACCAGAGGAAAUAUAUAAGUAAUAAGAUUGAAAAUGAUUAUAUAUGGAAAUAG
This is a messenger RNA of Lodderomyces jiufengensis, 660 nucleotides long. RefSeq names its product exosome non-catalytic core subunit. Gene Ontology annotation, biological process: U4 snRNA 3'-end processing; rRNA catabolic process; poly(A)-dependent snoRNA 3'-end processing. Lineage: Eukaryota; Fungi; Ascomycota; Pichiomycetes; Serinales; Debaryomycetaceae. The transcript has a single exon. The coding region runs from base 1 to 660 and encodes 219 amino acids. Gene Ontology annotation, cellular component: cytoplasmic exosome (RNase complex); nucleolus; nuclear exosome (RNase complex). The record is from RefSeq and is a predicted model, not a curated record.